This is a messenger RNA of Cynara cardunculus var. scolymus (artichoke), 2598 nucleotides long. Its product is annotated as LRR receptor-like serine/threonine-protein kinase FLS2. The transcript has 2 exons. NCBI's taxonomy places the organism in Eukaryota, Viridiplantae, Streptophyta, Magnoliopsida, Asterales, Asteraceae. Gene Ontology annotation, molecular function: protein binding. Bases 1 to 2442 code for a protein of 813 amino acids. The record is from RefSeq and is a predicted model, not a curated record.
AUGGCCGCCGUAAGCACUCAACUGUCAAUACUAUCACUAUUCUUCAUACUCACUUUCAUUCCAAUCCCAUCAUUCUCUUGUCCUCUUCAUCAGAAACAAGCACUUCUCCGAUUCAAAUCCACCGUCACCACCAUCUUCAAAGCCAAUUCCGAUCCCACCUCCGUAGAUUACAUUCCAUUCGUAGAACUCGAUUCAUGGAAUCGAAAUUCCGAUUGUUGCUUGUGGGCCCGUGUCAAAUGCAGCAGAACCAGAAAUGUAACGGAGCUCCACCUAGACGCCGUCGUUCCAAUGUUUGCCGAUCCGGUUCCGGUGUACUCUGAUAUCUUGACUCCCCUUUUUCGAAUCCGAUCACUGAAACUACUCGAUAUCUCGAUGAAUUCAUUGCAAGGAGAGAUUCCAGGAGAUGGGUUCGGUAAUCUCACCGGACUGGUUCACCUUGACAUGAUGCAGAACAGCUUCAAUGGCUCCAUCCCCGGCCAACUUUUCCGGUUAACGAAUUUACGUUACUUGGACAUGAACACCAAUUCGCUCGAGGGCGAACUAUCACCAGAACUCGGCCCAGAAGUUGGUAAGCUUCGAAAUCUUGAAUCAUUGAAGCUGAAUGAGAAUUUUCUUUCUGGAAGUAUCCCGGACGAGAUCGGAAAUUUAACGAGGUUAAGAGAAUUUUCGCUCGGAAAGAAUAAGUUUUCCGGCGGAAUCCCGUCAUCGAUUGUGCACUUAAAGGAGCUGGAAUCACUGGAUUUAUCUAGAAAUUCUUUCUCCAUGCAAAUUCCGGCCGGCAUUGGAAGACUUUCCGACAUGAAGACACUUGAACUGAGUAACAACCAGUUAACGGGUCCGAUACCGUCAUCAAUGCGAAACUUGACCAAAUUGGAAUCGCUACGGCUAACGAAAAACAUGCUCGCCGGAGACAUUCCAACUUGGUUGUUCAGAAUUAAAACAUUGAAGAAAUUAUUCAUCGGAGGAAAAGGGAACAACUUGAUUUGGAACAACAAAGCAAAGAUUGUUCCAAGAUGUUCGCUAGAACACAUCUCUCUGUCUUCCUGUCAAAUCUCCGGUCAAAUUCCUAAAUGGAUUUCAUCUCAGAAAAAUUUGGUUUUUCUUGAUUUGAGCGAUAAUCAAUUGGAGGGAAAGUUCCCGGAUUGGCUUGCCGAGACGGACGUCGGAAGCAUAAUCCUCUCCGACAACAAUUUCACCGGAGAACUCCCACCUCGCUUAUUUGAGUCUCCAAGUUUAUCGAUUCUUGCAUUGUCCCGUAACAACUUUUCCGGUGAGUUACCGGAGAAUGUAGGUAACGCCAGAGCGAUUAUGAUCUUUAUGUUGUCCGGAAACAAAUUUUUCGGACAAAUUCCAGUGUCAAUAUCCAAUAUCUAUCGACUACUGUUUUUGGACUUCUCCAGAAAUCAAUUUUCUGGCAAAGUCCCGAUUUUUGGAGACAAUCCUCUUCUAGCUUUCAUUGACUUGUCCUAUAACGAAUUCUCCGGUGCGAUUCCGUCAACUUUCUCAACAGAAACCCAAAUGAUUUCCUUGGGUGGGAAUAAGUUCUCCGGGGAAUUGCCUCGGAAUUUGACUAACUUGAUCAACCUCAAACAUCUUGAUCUUCAUGACAAUGAUAUUACUGGAAAUUUUCAGGAUAUUUGGCCUCAAAUCCCAGCUCUUCAAGUUCUAAGCCUAAGAAACAAUUCCGUUGAAGGAUUUAUCCCAAGAACGAUUUCGGACCUCGGUUCUCUCAGGAUUCUUGAUCUCUCCGGGAACAACUUAACCGGAAGUAUUCCACCGGAAAUCGGAAGCCUUGUAAGAAUGAUCAAAACUCCAGAUAUCUUAGCAUCCACCGACAUUUUCAACUUCUUGAUCGAGUUUCCGGACUUGAUUCUGAACUGGAAGAGCUCUUUUCAAGGCUUAUCAAGUCAUAACCUCGAUAUCUACUCUUUCUUGGACUUGUCGAACAACAGGAUAUCCGGUGAAAUUCCAGCAUCAUUGGGCAAUCUCAAAGGCCUAAAACUGCUCAACGUUUCACACAACAACAUCUCGGGGAUUAUUCCAGUGUCUUUCGGCAACAUGAAGAGCCUUGAGACCUUGGAUGUUUCUCACAACGAAAUCUCGGGUUUGAUUCCUAAAUCACUAACUAAACUGGAUGAACUCGCGAUUCUAGAUGUGAGCUACAACAGGUUGACAGGUAAGAUUCCUUUGGGUGGGCAAAUGAGCACGAUGAACGAGCUGAAGUAUUAUGCCAACAACAGCGGCUUAUGCGGUAUGCAGAUUGGGAGCAAAUGUCCCGAGGAUAUCUCAAUCUCACCAUUAGAACCAAGAGAGGAGGAAGACGAGAAUAAUUCAUGGAUUUCGUGGGAGGGAACUUUUAUCGGUUUUCCAGUUGGGUUCUUCUUAUCAAUCUUGACCAUGGCCUACUCACUGAAUUUUCUACAUCUGUUCAAAUUUUGGUGAAAAUUUGUGGGCAUGAUAUCAAAUUUCCAGUCUUUAUAGCAAUAAUUGUCAAGAAGAGGGAGGAACAAGAAAUCUGUCUCUAAUGUUUAUGUUUUCAGCAAGAAAUCUGCUUCUGUUUCUGUUCUUACAUAAAUUCCCAUUUCACUUAAAAGGGUA